AUGCUUAGAUUUCUCUGCAAAAGCUUAGAGUUAUGCCGUUCCAAUAGAGUUAAUUUAUCGGUUCGUAAAGGAUUACCCUAUUUUCAUGAAAACCCUUCCAUAUUAUCAUGUCUCAGAAACAUUUCAUCAGUGAAUACAGAUGAUAUAAAAGAACAGUCCUUUACAGUCUCAUACCUUACGAACAAGUGUGGGUUCUCUCUAAAAUCUGCUUUCGAAGCUUCUAAAAAAGUCCAUUUUGAAACUCCAGAUAAACCUGAUUCUGUUCUUGAAGUUUUCAAGAACCAUAGCUUCUCAAAAGUCCAUAUUUUGAACCUAGUGAGGAGGCGCCCGAAAGUGCUUUUGUCUGACCCUCACAAAACACUUCUGCCCAAGCUUGAAUUUUUCCAAUCUAAAGGUUUUUCAAGCGCCGAUGUCGUCAAAAUCAUAUCAACCUACCCAUGGAUUUUGAGAUGUAGCUUGGAAAACCAGUUAGUCCCUGUUUUUGAUUUCUUUGAAAACUUUCUCCAAUCCGAUGCCAUGGCUAUCAAAGCAAUCAAAUGUGCUCCUUGUAUUCUAAAUGUUAAAGUUGAAAGCUGGGCGCGUAUUGUUGAUGUUUUACGAAAAAAUAGAAUCCCUAAAAGUAAUAUUGCUCUGAUGUUUCGUUACCGGCCUUCUAUUAUGAUUUCAAAUCUGGGGAGUCUUGAAAAGCUUAUAAAGGAAGUGACUCUAAUGGGAUUUAAUCCUUCCAAGAGUCAAUUUGUUUUAGCAAUUAUUGUUCUGAGGUCCAUGAGCACUUCCAUAUGGGACAAAAAGAUUGAUGUGCGUAGGAGAUGGGGUUUGUCUCAAGAAGAAAUUCUCGCAGCAUUUGUAAAGAAUCCAUGGUUUAUGGCCUUAUCUGAAGAGAAGGUCAUGGGAGUGAUGGAUCUUUUUGUGAACAAAUUGGGUUGGGAGUCUUCCUAUAUUGCCAAAAAUCCUACAAUUUCAUCAUAUAGCUUGGAGAAAAGGCUGAUCCCAAGGGCUUUGGUCUUGCAAUUUUUAAUUUCUAAAGGUUUGAUAGAGAAGAGUUUCAGAAAUGCUGCAUUCUUCUCUACGACAGAAAAUCAGUUCCAGCAGAGGUUCAUAGAUCACCAUGCUGAAUCUACCCAGAUAUUAAAAUUUUACAAGGAAAAACUGAAUCUUUCAUCGGUGGUAAAGCCUUCUAAAUUGUAA
Messenger RNA from Dovyalis caffra, 1188 nucleotides. The record is from the annotation of a GenBank genome assembly. NCBI's taxonomy places the organism in Eukaryota, Viridiplantae, Streptophyta, Magnoliopsida, Malpighiales, Salicaceae.